Messenger RNA from Acanthaster planci (crown-of-thorns starfish), 1433 nucleotides. RefSeq lists its product as uncharacterized. Lineage: Eukaryota; Metazoa; Echinodermata; Asteroidea; Valvatida; Acanthasteridae. The record is from RefSeq and is a predicted model, not a curated record.
CGUUUGUACGUUGUUGACACAAUUGCGCACAUGCGAGUGACAUGGCGUCGUUGAUCGAAGAACUGAAGACGAAGACAACAGAAGAAUUGUGUGCUUUCCUUCGGGAACAGGACAUUUCCGAUGAUGUCAUCGAGAAAUUUGAGAGUGAAGGUAUUUGUGGUGAAGUGCUACCUCUGUCUUUAACUGAAUUAAUGGAACUCGCACCUCGUAUCGGCCCUCGUCGAAUAUUGCAGAAAAGGAUUCCUCAACUUCUAGGAUAUGUGAAUGCAGAAUUGGACGAUGCUUCCAUGCAUCCCAUCAAGAGCAACAGUUACACUGACAGUACCUCUACAAGUUCAAAACAAGCAUCCUCUAGCAUGGCAAGUGCAAGUAGUAGUGCACAGAGUGCUGAAGAUGAAGUUGCUUCUCAGGAGUCUCCUGGAAAAUCAUCUGAUGAAACAGUGAUGUUGGAUGACUCAGAUAUCUGCGGGACCUUGAAGCUGGUGUAUCCCUGUGAACUACCAAGAUUCUCCAAGGUAGUGCUUCGUGCUCUUCGUAAUGGUGAUGUCUACAAAGAGUGGGACCUAUUUGUGAGAGAAGCUGCCAUCUUCUACUUGCCUGAUAUGCCAUCAUCAGAUGGCCUCGCACGGAUCGCCUACCACAACAUUGGAAGAAGCAUGUUUGAGAAGUAUCCGUGCAUCAAAAGUGCUGGACAAAAUGCAUGGUCACACUUCAACAAGUGUUUGAGUUCAAAGAUCCGGUGGGAACGCCAAAAGCGGCAGAAGGUACAGAAGCGCAAAGCAUCUUCCACCAGUGUUUCCACCAUGAGUAAGCGAAAUGCACCAGCAACAGCUACAUGCCCACAAGGAUCGCCACCAACACCAGAAACACCAGCCACUGCUUCACCAGCACCAGCAAUUCCCUCUGUAGAAGUCCCAUUCAGUGAGCCGAUCUCUGAAGAGGUUUAUUCGGCACAUGUUGCUGAAAUUCAGAGAGUGUUCAACAACUGCCAAAAGAAAGACGGUGCAUGUACUUCUUCGAUGAAUGCCCACAUGAACAAACUUCUCAGGGAGACCUUUCCCAAACGGAGACAAAUCAUAAACAGCCCUGAACCCAUGAACACAUUGCAACUUGUGGAUCAACUGUGGACUGACUUCCCUUGUUUGAAAUUUGAAACUUUCUUUCUGGAAGAGAUCAGAGGUAUGAACCUUAACCUGGAGACAUACUACAACCUCCACUACUCUGAAGUUUUGGGACACCUUGGUGACCUGUAUGGUAUACCUCAUGAUACGGAUUAUGACCAGUUCCUCAUCUGGCAAGAGACUGAGAACAGAUUGAACAAGAGAGGAAAGAAUCUCAAACUGAUCAAGGGAGUGGAGAUGCACACCCAGGGUCAAACCAAGAAGGGCAAGGGGACGGGGGUGUUCUUCAUUUUUGAGGAAGGGUUCCUAUAA